This is a messenger RNA of Paramuricea clavata, 1808 nucleotides long. NCBI's taxonomy places the organism in Eukaryota, Metazoa, Cnidaria, Anthozoa, Malacalcyonacea, Plexauridae. The record is from the annotation of a GenBank genome assembly.
CUAACCGUCCAAGAUGGCGAUGUUCAAAGGGCGAAUAAUUUUUCAUGGUCCAUUUUUCAAACGUAUCUUCCGAAUGAAGCGUUUUACAGGCAUGCACUUUUGUACAGAACCUGCCAAGGACUUCUCCAGUGUGCUGUUAAAAAAUCGAGGCCAUAUCGAUGUUUUUGGCGAAGAUUCAGUUAAGUUUCUGCAAGGGCUUUUGACAAACGACGUGAACCUUUUUCACUGCGAUAGUCUCAUGACCUCGAUAUUUGCUAUGAUGUUGAAUACAAAAGGGCGUGUGUUAUACGAUCUUAUUUUAUAUAAACAGAAGCAAGAAACCCCAGGAUUUUUGAUUGAAUGUGAUUUACAGGCUGUUGGGAGCAUUUUAAAAACUUUUAAGCCGUACAAAUUGAGGUCCAAGGUAUCAUUCAGUGACGUUACCGACAAGUUUAACUCUUGGGCUGUUGUGGAUGAAGGGGCCAUUGCAGGUUUGAAAAGGACCGGACAGGACGAUGUGAUUUUAGUUGAAGAUCCGAGGAUCGUGUCGCUUGGCGCGAGGUUGGUUUUGCCGAAAAGCAAAGGAGCAGCGGAGUACUUCAGUAAUGUUAAAGAGAUCAGUGAUGAAGCUGUUUAUGACAGGCAUAGGGUGAGAUUGGGCGUUGCUGAGGGGGUGCAGGAUAUUGAGCCUGGGACACCCUUGCCACUCGAGUAUAAUAUUGCUGAGUUGCAUGGAGGUUAGUGUGAUAGAUGACUUGAUUUUUGCAAAGUCUGUGUCGUGGACAUGUCUGACACAACUGUCGAUGUUGACGCACAAAUCGGUGCAGAAUAGCUCAUUGUGUUGUCUAUUGGGUUAUUCCAGAAAACAUCCAAUACCACCCCCACAGAGGAAAUUGGAAGUUAACCCUCCUACCACCUUCAGAUGUCCUAACACAUUUCCUACUAUCAGAAACAAUUUUUUCUCCCCUCCCCCUCCGGAUGGCAGAAAUUCCAUCUGUGUGGGGAGUGUGGAUCUUUUCUGGAAUGACCCAUUGUGAUAUCUUUUUAACACAGAAAUGGCACACAAUUCUCAAAGGCCAUGUAAAAAGUCUGUAAUGUAAACAAAUGCUUUGUUUACAUUUUGAUCUCAGUGCUACAGUUGUAAAAUAUGAUUAGAUAUAUAUGAAUUUUUAACACUCUUCUGGUUUGCUAUGCUUGUAAAUGAAUACAGACUAAAGAUUAAAUUCAAGAAAGUUUGGCAGGUGCGAAAUAUUAAUAACAUUCCAAUGGUCAGGUCCCGACCAUUGGCAUGUACCAUUGGAAUGUAGGCCUGCACAGAACGUUGUCUUUGCCUAAUUUCCCCCAACAGAUUGUUCAUCUCUGGUGUAAAUCGAACUGAUACCUCAUGAAGAUAGCAUGUAGAAGGAGGAUGUUAAUAAUUUCUGUUUAUUUUUUCUAGUAUCAUUUCAAAAAGGGUGCUACGUAGGACAGGAAUUGACCGCAAGGACGUACCAUACUGGGGUAAUACGAAAACGACUCGCGCCUAUAAAACUAAAACAAACAUCUAACAAGGAACAGUUCCUCAUUGACAAAGGCACUGCCAUUAAGACAACAAGUGGGAAACGAGCUGGCAAGCUAAUUAGCGUUUAUGGAGACCUUGGUCUAGGUUUAAUGCGGAUUGACGUUGUUAAUUCUGCCGAUGGACUGAUAAUUGCAUCAACCGAUGGUAGUGAAGUUGGCGUCACUGUAGAUUGGCCAACAUGGUGGAAUUUGGAAUGACAUAUAUUUCUGUUUAAAACAUUUAUCUAGCUUGUAAAAAAUAGAAAUUUCUGUAAUAUAUUAUAUAAUUA